Clunio marinus is the source of this 246-nucleotide messenger RNA. The record is from the annotation of a GenBank genome assembly. Lineage: Eukaryota; Metazoa; Arthropoda; Insecta; Diptera; Chironomidae.
AUGGCUCAAGGCAGAAGUUUGCAAAGCUUUGCCAAGAUUGACUUGACCGUCAAGUGGGAAUGGAAUUAUCAGGUAGGUUUAAGUUCUAUUGAAAAAAAAGUAUCUAUUGUGGAAUUGGAAGAAAUUAAUGCUGAAUUACGGGUAAGAAUUGAUAAUAAUUGGCAUGAAACAUUAAAUGAAAUGAAAUUCCAAGAUACUUCGAAUGAUAAAUUGAUUAUCUCAAAAGGUUCAUGGAGAGAAUUUUAA